GUGCAAGCACAUCGCAAUAAGUAAGCGUCGUUUUGUAUUAUUUUGUUGUAACACCAAUUGUAAAGGACUUGUUUUUUUCUGUUUGCAACCGUAAUGUAAUUGCUCAUGUUUCGGUCAAUUGGCCGAGCAGCGCAAUUGAAAAGCAAGCAGAUAAGUGAAUGUGUGCGUGUGAAAUGCAUAAAAAUUGCAUCGAACAACAAGAAAUAUGAGGGACAACAGUCGAAUACAUUGUGUAAAUAAGUAGCAAACAAAAAACAAAAAGAAAACCUGUAUUUGAUGGUGGAGCAGUUAAAAUAAUCACAUGUAUAGUUUAUAUGAAUGCCAGAGCAACGUUAAAUGGCAGCUAGAAAGAAUUGUUAAUACAGAAAAACGCAAGAAGAACGUUAUUAGGAAAUAAAAUAUACACACAAGCAAACAAAAACACACAACCAAAAGCCUUAUAAACCGCAACGAUGGCCGUGCAGCUGAAGAAUGCCUAUCACCAUCUGCCGCUCACCAUAACGCCCAUACUCUGCCAGCCGCUGUUGACGCCGGCACCGACGCCGCAGCCACCGAAAGCAGAGCCACCAGAUUUAACGUUUCAUUGCAUGUGCUGCUCGGAGUAUUUUGUGCAUCCCCUGUCGCUGUAUCAGCACAUGAACAGUAAGCAUCCAAAUGAUACAGUGCAGCAGCAGGAUGUAAGGGAAGGACCACACCUAGAGCAGCGACAACGUUUGGCUGCUGAGCAGGCGGCCGAGGAUGAUACCACUGAUUACAGCUGGAUAUUUGAGCCGCUGUGCGAACUGGAAGUGGCAGCAGAAGCAUCGCAACCUGGCGCUGAAUCUCCUGAAUCGGAGGAGGAGGCGGAAGGAGAGGACGUGGAGCAGCAAAGCGAUGCGGAUGAGAGUGACAAUGAUAAUGAGAACGAUGGCAAUGAUAGCGAUAGUAGCAGCAGUUCCAGCAACAGCAGCAGCUCCAACAGCUCCACCGAGAGUAGCUCCAAUAGCAACAGCAACAGCAGUAGCGCUCCCGGCAGCAAUUCCAACUCGAAUACGCAGCAGAGUUUGAUACAAGAGCAACAGAAUCGCCUCCAAGAGCAACAGAGUCGCCUUCAAGAGCAACAGCGGAGUCAUCAAGAGGCGCAGAGCCGUCUCCAAGAGCAGCAGAGUCGUCUACAGGCGCCACAAGGACGACCACUUGCUCAGAACCUGCUGCAGGAGCAGCAGAACUACCUACAGGAACAGCACAGUCGCCUUCAGGAGCAGAGCCGACAGCAGCAGCUACAGAGUCGCCUCCAAGAGCACAGCUUUCCACAGGAGUUGCAUCCGCUGCGUGGUCUGCUGCCCGGUUCGCACCCCAACGAGUAUCAGUUGCAGACAGCUGAUCCCCGCGAGUCCACCUCCAUCAUACUGCUGCAACCAUCAUUGUCGCUCAGCAUAACGCCAGUUCCCGUUGCUGCCCCAGCUGCCCUAGCCAUGCCUUCCCUUGUUUCUGCUCCACCGUCUGCACUUACGCUGCCCAUCAAGCGACGACGCGGACGUCGCAGCAAGGCCAACGUUCUAGGGGAUGCACAUAGCGCCUCCGCCGUGGCUGCUCAGCUCGGUGCCAAUGGUCAAAAGUGCUUUCAGUGUACACAUUGUGAGGCAUCCUUUUUGAACGCAGGCGAUCUUUCCAAGCAUGUGCGUUCCCACAUCUCGAACAAACCGUUUCAAUGCUCCAUCUGCCAGAAGACAUUCACGCACAUUGGCAGCCUCAACACACACAUACGCAUCCACAGCGGCGAGAAGCCCUACAAGUGCGAACUCUGCCCCAAGGCAUUCACCCAGAGCAGCAGCCUAAUGGUUCACAUGCGUUCGCAUGCGGUGCGCAAACCGCAUCAGUGUCUGCAAUGCGACAAAGGCUUCAUCAACUACAGCUCGUUGCUGUUGCAUCAAAAAUCUCACUCGGCGCCCGUUGAGAGCUUUGUUUGUCCCGAAUGCGAGCGGGAGUUUAAGGCGGAGGCGCUGCUGGACGAACACAUGCGCAUGCAUACCCAGGAGCUGGUGUAUCAGUGUGCCAUCUGUCGGCAAGCGUUCCGCGCCAGCUCGGAGCUGGUGCAGCAUAUGAAAUGCCACAUGGGCGAGAAACCCUUCACCUGCUCCAUUUGCGAUCGCUCCUUCACACAGUCUGGCAGCUUGAAUAUCCAUAUGCGCAUUCACACCGGCGAGAAGCCGUUCCAGUGCAAGCUGUGCGACAAGUGUUUCACCCAAGCCUCCAGUUUGAGUGUCCACAUGAAGAUCCAUGCGGGCGAGAAGCCUUUUCCCUGUCACAUUUGUGGCAAAGCCUACAGCCAGCAGGCGUAUCUCAAUAAGCACAUUCAAGCCCAUGCCAUGGACGCCCUUCCUAAUCCCAAUCCUCCGACAGCUAUGCAGCAGCAUCAACAACAGCUGCCUAUGAACAACGUGAUGCAGACGCCACGGGAAACCUUGGUGUGCAUUGUUUGUGGUGCUCUCCAUGCGGAUGCCACAGCGUUGGCGUUGCACGUGACACGUGAGCACACGGCGCUGUUGGACAACAUGAAGCAAGCGACGUUGCCGCUGGCGCCGAAUGCGCAGAGCAAGUGCAGCUUAGUGGAGCGACAAGCUCAACAGCAGGCCUAUAUGCAGCGUGUGCAGUCGAUGUUGCAACAAAUGAAUCAACAGCAACAACAGUUGCCUGCUAUGGAUUCGGCUGGGGAGGAUGAAGAGGAGUUGGAUGAGGAGGAUGAGCUGGACGGCGAUGACGAGGAGGAGGACGAAGAGGAUGAGGUCCAGCAGCAGUCCAAUGCAGCAGCGCAGCAAAUGGUCAAUGAUGAAGUCGAGGACGAUGAUGAUGAAGAGGAGGAAGAAGCGGAGGAUGAUGAGGAGGACGAUGAAGAGGAGGAUGAUGAUGUGGUCCAGCAGCUGGUCACGGAUGCGGACAUGUAUUACGACGAUAUGCCUGAGGAUUUUGCUGACAUGGAAGUCGGUUGCGAGGAGGAGGUUUGCGGGGAUUUCAUUGAACACGACGACUUUGCAGUCGAGGAGGAGAUCUACAGCGAGGACGUCUAGACAUCGACAGCUGUGGAGCAAGUGCUGCACAAGUUGCAAUGAGAAAGCGAGUGGAUGUCUUGCUUAACUGGAAUUCAUUGAAGGGAAUCCAACUGGACAUUGAUGUGGAACCCUUAAAGAAUCCAUAAGGAAAUUCUAAUUGAAAUCAAUUAAGUUGUUCCCAAACCAUUCUAUUUGAAUUGUAACGUAUUUUUGGAAUUCAUUUGAGUAUUGGUGGACACUAUUUUAAUUGCGAAAUUCGUGUGGAGCUCAUAAGAACAAUAUUCGAAAUAUUAAGAAAAUCUACAAAGUUAAAAAAAGCCUUUAGAAGGUGAAGCUUUAAGGACGUAUUUCUGGAUCUUCACACAUUGUUCUUAGAUUUUUGUCUAAAUGAUAAUUGAAUGUGGAAAUUCUUCCAGCAGCUCAACAACAUUUAAAAUGAAUAUCUCGAAUUUAUCUGCGGAAGGACCGACGAAGGAUUCUAUAAUAAUUUAAAAGUAUUUAUAAUAUUUUCAACAUUUCCAACUGAACAAUCAAAUUGGAACUCAUUAAGAACCAAGAAUCUUGAUUGGAACACCUUGUUCACUAAGUAAUAAUUCAGAAGCAACUCCUUGUGGCACUCAUGCAGCAGCCUGUGGAACUCAAUUUAAAAAAUAAGCAACAUCUUUUUUUUUUUGGCCAUAGUUCUUAUUAUCACUAUUGAUAUUCAAGCAUUAUCAUUUCAAAACUGCAGCACUAUACAGAGCACUGACAUCUCGAAUUGAUUAUUAUACGAAACCUAUUAUUAGUUUCUCUCCUCAUCUGUCAUAUCACUCGAAAACUAUCCAAGUAUUCCUUUAUUUAUAUGUAUAUGUAUAUGUCUAUUUAUAUUUAAGAACAAUUCAGUUGGAGCUCUGAAAUUUUUAACUUACACCAACUCUUAAAAAACAUUAAUGGUAUUAUAAUUUAGUAUUAAGCUACUUCUAUGUAUGCUGAUUUAUCUUUGGAAUGAUCUACACAAUAUCCAAUUGUGGCACAUCAUUUCCAAAUCCCUGCCCCACCAAGCCCAUAAGAAUUACGAAUUUUCACGCAUAUUAUUAUUAUUAUUAAAACUGCUCAUUUUAGCAAGAGCAUUGAAGAGAUUACAUUAAUCGUUACCAUAAACCAACAA
Drosophila nasuta is the source of this 4176-nucleotide messenger RNA. RefSeq names its product zinc finger protein 34. The transcript has 2 exons. Gene Ontology annotation, cellular component: nucleus. The record is from RefSeq and is a predicted model, not a curated record. Gene Ontology annotation, molecular function: RNA polymerase II cis-regulatory region sequence-specific DNA binding; DNA-binding transcription activator activity, RNA polymerase II-specific. Lineage: Eukaryota; Metazoa; Arthropoda; Insecta; Diptera; Drosophilidae. Bases 453 to 3047 code for a protein of 864 amino acids. Gene Ontology annotation, biological process: regulation of transcription by RNA polymerase II.